CUUCUUUUAUUUCUAUCUCCUCAGACGCUCUCGUCAACGCCGCUCUUUUCCCCUCUCUUCGCCAUCGCGAAGUCUGUCACUCUUUCGACAACACCAGCGCCCGAUCACCACACUCCUUCCACCGUCAGGUAACCACGCUCUUUAAGCACCAAAGGAUCGCCGACUCCAGCCUGCCAGCCAGCUUGGAACACCAUCCAACCCCAGCUUCUGGAAAGUGGCAGAGAAAGUAAACACGCACACCAGCUCCGGCAUCCGACGACUUAACGACGACCCGAUCACGAAUUCCACAUCCUUUGCAACCGGAUAGACAAGUACACUCCAGCAAGAUGCAUCUCACCCCGCUCAUCCUGCUUGCCGCUGCCGGCGCAUCGGCCCACCCUUCAGGCCACGCCCACAUGCACCGUCACGUCCAUGAGAAGCGCACCCCCGUUCCUGCCCCGGAGCCCAACCCGGCUGUUGGCGACCUUGUCACUGCCACCGUCAUGGGCAAGGUCGUCCAGUGGACCAACACGUAUGACGGCAAGAGCUCUCCUUUCCUGAUGGGCAGCAACAAGAAGAACAAUGGCGACAAGAAGCCCAAGGCUUCUCCUACCCCGGCCGUCAGCACCGCCUCUGCGCCUGCUGCCCAGAAGACCGACGCUCCAUCUGAUGGCAAGAAGGGCGAUGACAACAAGGGUGGCAAGGGCAAGGGUGCAACGACCAAGGCGCCCUUCUGCAACGGCGCUCCCGCCCUCAUCAAGCGCGCCACUGCGCAGCAAAUCGCCUACACGGGCAACACUGGUGCCAAGGGCAACUGGGGCUGCAACAUCAUGCUCGUCGCCGACUCCAAGACGGCCGACCAGUACCAGUACACUUCAAAGUUCACCAACGUGGACAAGGACGAGCAGACCUGCACAUGCUUCAAUAAGAUUGGCCCUGACGGAAAGAUUGAUGGCUUCUUCCAUGAGGGCGUCAAGUGGACCAUGGCCCCUGGCGACACCCAGUACGUCGCCUACGACUCCAACACCCAGGGUGGUUGCGUCUGCAACUCCGGCAAGUCGCUGCGCAAGACCACGUUCGGUCAAUUCGCCGGCACAUGGCUCGAGUUCGACUUCGAGAACACCUCCAACAAGGGCUGGUCGGGCGCCGACGCCUCCUCGCUCGUCCCCCAGAAGUACAGCAUGCAGGUGGACGGCCUUCAGGUCUGCUCCCAGGGCACCUGCUCCACCAUCUGGCCCGGUGGUCGGGGUGACAACGCCUACCUUGGCGGCAUGGAGGACCUCGACGGCAUCGGCCUGAACAUCCCUCCCGGCAAGUGCCAGCUGGACGUCAAGGUUGGCUACAACAGCUAAAUCUUGUCGCUUCCAUCUGACAUUUAAGCAUAUUGAUACAUCUUAUUACCUAUUCCCCUUUUACACUUCAUCUACCCCGACGACACAUUUGCCUCUCACUCAGCUGGGCGGUGUGUCCGAUAGGCGAUCUUGACAACUGUCCACUCGUUUCUUUUGUCAUUGAUUUUAAGCUAUACAUUUUCGCGAGAUAUGAAUGGCGGCGCUGGUUUUGAUUUUAGGCUUCUGGUUGUAUUUCUGAUCCUUGUAAGGAACUUGGACUUGAUAUCUUCGCAAUACCCAAGUUUUAAGCUCCAAGAAGGGCUCGCGUGGUUGAGUGUUGGAACCCUCUGAUCCGUGCCUAGGCCUUGGUCCAUCCACAGCAAUGUAAUGUUUGUCUUCGCUUUGCAAUAAGAAGUCAAUUGAACCAUUUCACCACUGAUUGUCUGUUGUAUCCGGGACCCCUUGAUUUACCAACUCCCUCCAACACGACCAACAUGACUCCGUUGACAUCAGGCAGAUCACUUCGGCCAAAAACAC
This is a messenger RNA of Gaeumannomyces tritici R3-111a-1, 1847 nucleotides long. RefSeq lists its product as hypothetical. Gene Ontology annotation, molecular function: IgE binding. Lineage: Eukaryota; Fungi; Ascomycota; Sordariomycetes; Magnaporthales; Magnaporthaceae. Gene Ontology annotation, cellular component: extracellular region. The coding region runs from base 327 to 1331 and encodes 334 amino acids. The record is from RefSeq and is a predicted model, not a curated record. The transcript has a single exon.